UUUUCAAAAUGGAGAGGUAGACAAGGAUGGUUACAGUGAAACAGCAACUAUGCGAUGUUUAGCUCUUCAUAAAUGUUGAUUCGUUUAGGGUAACGUUAUUGCGCAUAGAAAAGAAAGCAUAGAAAUGAAGUCGGCCGUGGAGGAGUUAAUGCCCAGGCUUCUGCCUGUGGAAUCAUAUGAUACAGAAGAUGUUGAUCCCAGCCAACCUCCCAGAAACCCUAAAGAAUAUCUCAGACAAGUUCAAAAGGAAGCAUCUUUGUGCCCAGAUGUUGUUGUUGCACAAAUAGAUCCAAAGAAGCUAAAGAAGAAACAAACUGUGAAUGCGUCUAUCUCAGGUUGUUUGUCUGCACCUCAGGGUUUCUCUCCCAGCCUAACAUGGCAACAACAACAAGUCAGCAAAUUUUCAGAAGUCAGACAGAGUGUCAACAAGCAUCGUCAGCAUUGGGAAGCCCAGUUUUUGGAUGAUAAUGUUGUCAUGCCAAAAACUGAGGAUGAGGAUGGAUGGAAAAGGUUCUGCUUGGGUGAGAAUGUUUGUCUUGGCAUCCAGCAGAAAGAAGAUGACAAUGUUAACCCCGGUCUUGAUUACGUCAAGACUGGUUUCCCACCUUUACUUAGCAUCGUCAGUAAAUUAAACCAGUCAACAGUCUCUUCUGUGCUUGAGUAUUUAAUCAGCUGGUUUGAGGAGAGAGACUUUGUACCCCUGUUGGGCAGAUGGCUAUAUGCAUUACUAGCGUGCCUUGAGAAACCACUGCUUCCUGAAGCCCAUUCCCUUAUCAGACAGCUGGCAAGGAGGUGCUCUGCAGUGCGUGCCAAUCUGGAGAGCGAAGAUGACGAUCGGUUGUCAGCUCUUAACUUGAUGAUCUGUAUUGUUGCCAGGUAUUUUGAGCAAAGUGAUUUGGCUGACAAAGAAUGAGACUAUCUUGGAAGGAGAUGGAGCCAUUUGAAGAAAAUGUAUGCGGUUGGAGGAAUCAUGGGCAAGAGUUUGUUGUAACAUUUAGAAAGAUUUAUACAGUACCUUAGCUUGCUUUAGCGAGAUAACUUUUAUUUCAAGCACUGAUGUUGUCAAAUAAAUCCUUUUGACUUGUCACAUAAAACACAUUUUCAUUAAAAUUAGCUUUCUUG
Triplophysa rosa is the source of this 1122-nucleotide messenger RNA. RefSeq names its product gem (nuclear organelle) associated protein 2 (gene gemin2). The coding region runs from base 125 to 913 and encodes 262 amino acids. Gene Ontology annotation, biological process: spliceosomal complex assembly; spliceosomal snRNP assembly. The transcript has 10 exons. Gene Ontology annotation, cellular component: SMN complex; nucleus; spliceosomal complex. The record is from RefSeq and is a predicted model, not a curated record. NCBI's taxonomy places the organism in Eukaryota, Metazoa, Chordata, Actinopteri, Cypriniformes, Nemacheilidae.